Heterocephalus glaber (naked mole-rat) is the source of this 654-nucleotide messenger RNA. Its product is annotated as lipocalin Cav p 3.0101. The record is from RefSeq and is a predicted model, not a curated record. Gene Ontology annotation, molecular function: odorant binding; small molecule binding. NCBI's taxonomy places the organism in Eukaryota, Metazoa, Chordata, Mammalia, Rodentia, Bathyergidae.
AUGGAGCAGCGCUAUAAAACAGACGGCAGCUCCGACUCCCUUCAGCAUCUCUCCUCCUCCAAUCUUCCGCUGGAGAAGAAACGCCACUCCAACAAGAUGAAGAUUCUCACGCUCGCUCUGGCAGUCGGUCUGGCUUGUGCCAGUCAACACCUGGACCCUGUCAAGAUCAACGGUGACUGGCGCAGCAUUUACAUAGCGGCUGAUAAGGCAGAGAAGAUCGAAGAGGGGGGUGAACUGAGAGCCUAUUUCCGCCACAUAGAAUGUCAAGACGAAUGCAGAAAUCUCUCUAUCAGGUUUUUUGUCAAGUUGGACAGAGUGUGCCAAGAGUUCACUGUAGUGGGAGUAAAGGAUGAAAAAAGUGGUGUUUACAUCACCGACUAUGCUGGUAAAAACUAUUUCACAGUUGUUGAAAGCACAGAAUAUAUCACACAAUUUAGUGACAUGAACGUAGAUGAAAAAGGCACAAAAACGAAUGCGGUUUUAAUUGCUGCAAAAAGGGACAGCCUGACGGAGGAAGAAAAGCAGAAGUUUGUCCAGUUGGCUGAGGAGAAGGGAAUUCCGACUGAAAACAUCAGAAAUGUCAUCGCAACAGAUGAUAACGUGACAGGAGUAUUUGCAAUCUUCUCAAAGACAACUGAAUCAUUCAUGUGCUGA